UAGAAGUCCCUGACUGAGAUGAACUAUUUCUACAGCAGGGUUAAGAAUGCUUUCCAGAGGUUUGCGGGGAAGAUAGGAAACCCUUUACGCUGCAGGGCAACGGAGAAGUUUCCUGAUUGUCAGUCAAAGCAUGGCACCUCAUGUAUGGUCAGCUACAUGCCCACUUAUUAUGUCAACAUGGAAGUCUGGGUGGAAGCAGAGAACGCCCUUGGGAAGGUCUCCUCGGAGUCUAUCAAUUUUGACCCCGUGGAUAAAGUGAAACCCAUCCCACCAUAUAAUUUAUCAGUGACCAACUCAGAAGAAUUAUCCAGUAUAUUAAAGCUAUCAUGGGUCAGUUCAGGGCUGGGCGGUCUUUUAAGUCUGAAGUCCGACAUCCAAUAUAGGACCAAAGAUGCCUCAACUUGGAUCCAGGUCCCUCUUGAAGAUACAAUGUCUCCCCGAACUUCCUUCACCGUGCAGGACCUUAAGCCUUUUACAGAAUAUGUGUUUAGGAUCCGGUCCAUUAAGGACAGUGGGAAGGGCUACUGGAGUGACUGGAGUGAGGAGGCUAGUGGGACCACAUACGAAGACAGACCAUCCAAACCACCAAGUUUCUGGUAUAAGAUAAAUCCAUCCCAUGGGCAGGAAUAUAGAUCUGCACGGCUCAUAUGGAAGGCAUUACCUCUUUCUGAAGCCAAUGGGAAAAUCUUGGAUUAUGAAGUGAUUCUUACACAGUCAAAGUCAAUUUCACAAAAGUACACAGUUAACGGCACCGAGUUGAUAGUAAAUCUCACCAAUCACCGCUAUGUAGCAUCUCUAGCAGCAAGAAAUAAGGUGGGCAAAUCCGCUGCAGCUGUCCUCACCAUCCCCAGCCCCCACGUCACAGCUUCCCAUCCGGUAGUGAAUCUUAAAGCAUUUCCAAAAGAUAAUCUGCUCUGGGUAGAGUGGACGCCUCCAUCUAAACCUGUGAACAAAUACAUCCUAGAGUGGUGUGUGUUGUCCGAGAACGCACCCUGUAUCGAAGACUGGCAGCAGGAAGAUGCUAACGUGAAUCGGACCCACUUGAGAGGGAGCCUCCUGGGGAGCAAAUGCUAUCUAAUUACGGUGACCCCCGUGUUUACCACGGGGCCCGGACGCCCUGAGUCCUUGAAGGCGUACCUCAAGCAAACAGCUCCUACUAGAGGACCAACUGUUCGGACAAAGAAAGUGGGGAAAAAUGAAGCUGUCUUAGAGUGGGACCAACUUCCUGUGGAUGACCAGAAUGGAUUUAUUAGAAACUACUCCAUAUCUUAUAGAACAAGCGUUGGAAAGGAAAUGGUCGUGCAUGUGGAUCCUUCUCACACAGAGUACACACUGUCCUCUUUGAGUAGUGACACGUUGUACAUGGUCCGAAUGGCAGCAUACACAGAUGAAGGUGGGAAAGAUGGGCCGGAAUUCACUUUUACAACACCAAAGUUCGCUCAAGGAGAAAUAGAAGCCAUAGUCGUGCCUGUGUGCUUAGCGUUCCUCCUGACAACUCUGCUGGGAGUCUUGUUCUGCUUUAACAAACGAGACCUAAUAAAAAAACACAUCUGGCCUAACGUUCCUGAUCCUUCAAAGAGUCAUAUUGCCCAGUGGUCACCUCACACCCCCCCAAGGCACAAUUUUAACUCCAAAGAUCAAAUGUACUCAGAGGGCAAUUUCACUGACGUAAGCGUUGUGGAAAUAGAAGCAAACAACAAGAAGCCUUGUCCAGAUGACCUGAAGUCCUUGGACCUGUUCAAGAAGGAUAAAGUGAGUACAGAAGGGCACAGCAGUGGCAUCGGGGGGUCCUCGUGCAUGUCCUCCUCCAGACCCAGCAUCUCCAGCAACGAGGAAAAUGAGUCUGCUCAGAGUACCGCCAGCACGGUGCAGUACUCCACUGUGGUGCACAGCGGCUACAGGCACCAGGUCCCAUCCGUGCAAGUGUUCUCAAGGUCUGAGUCCACCCAGCCCCUGCUAGACUCCGAGGAGCGGCCAGAAGACCUGCAGCUGGUGGACAAUGUGGACAGCGGGGAUGAGAUCUUGCCCAGGCAACAGUAUUUCAAACAGAACUGUAGUCAGCCUGAAGCCAGUCCAGAUAUUUCACAGUUUGAAAGGUCAAACCAGGUUUCCUCGGGCAGCGAGGAGGAUUUUGUCAGACUGAAGCAGCAGCAAAUUUCCGAUCACAUUUCGCAGCCCUAUGGAUCCGAGCAACGGAGGCUGUUUCAGGAAGGUUCUACAGCGGAUGCUCUUGGCACAGGGACUGAUGGACAGAUAGAGGGAUUUGCAUCUGUUGGAAUGGAGACGGCGAUCGAUGAAGAAAUUCCCAAAAGUUACUUGCCACAGACUGUAAGACAAGGUGGCUACAUGCCACAGUGAAGGACUGGCUCCUGAACUUCAGCAGGAACUGCAAAGUAAAGCUAAAGACUCGUGACUUCAGAUGAGAAACAAUCUUGACUCCCUGAAGAUAGCCAUUGCCUUUAAGGACAAAGUCACACCUGGGCCACCUCCAUUCCAGAGUACCUGGGAUUCUCCUUCAAGCACUACACGAACUGACUUUAUCCUCUGAAUUGCUGGAGGACUCUGCGCUGUUUCCGAAUGUUUGCACUGCCGAAAACAAAGUGUGUCUGAGUUUAUAAAGCUGUUGGCUUGCUACAUAGAAAACGGGGGAUUUAAAUGAGCCACGGUGUCAAGGCAUCGUUCAGCUGGGCUGGUUUUGAUGGGACUGACCAUCCAGAUGCCAGCACAAAGGCCAGCAGCAUCAUUUAAAAGUACCCUGGGGCACACUGUCCAGAUGAUGUCAUCUAGACAAAGAAAGAGUGGAGGGGUGGUUUGUUUCUGGGUCUGCCAGAGAAGUGUGGCCUGCUCCUUGCCAUUGGUAUCGAUGCUGCCAGUUACUACUGAAGAAAAGGAUGAACUUUAAAGAGAAGCAACAUAGAAGUACCCAUUUUCUUAUAGUCACCUACAGCCUCCCAAGAAUCUGCUUAUUAUUGAUAAUGUCUUUCAAAGUCAAUUUCAUCAACCCUAUAGUGGACCAGCCUGGCCUCAAACUCAGAGAUCUGUCUGCCUCUGCCUCCAGAGUUACUGGGAUGAACGGCGUGCACCACCACUGCUCGACUUAAAAAAAAAAAAUUGCUGUUUUUAAAGACUUAAGUUGUUGACAUUUUUCUGAACACAUAUAAACACACCAGGGACAAAUGAUACUAGAGACUGGUUGAGGAAGCACUUUAUCCAGAAUGUCUUCAACUUUAAAUUACUUUAAUUGACUCCACCUUGUUUUUAUUUUCAAGAAUAGCAAGGUGUUUGUUGAAGGGUGGCCUUUCCCAGAGCCUCAAGCAGUCCCAGAACACACCCACCAAUAUCAGCGACCUCCACAGUGGCAGAAGUCCUCCUACAGAGCUGACGAAGCCGGAGGGGUUCUGCUAGUUUGCAGCAUGGGCUUUGAAUCCACAGCCCUGUGCAUGCUAGACCUUCACUCUACCACAGAGCUGCUCUUCCGCCAGGCUCAUUAUGUUAUCUAGGCUCUCGUGAUCCUCCUGUCCCAGCGUCCUGAGUGUCUGGGACUGUGGGUGUAUGCUGUCACACACCCAGCCAGGUCUUUUUAAUAUCUGCCAUUUAUGAGGUAGAGUUUUAACACACGAUCUAGGACUAUCUUAAACCUAUUCCUUCUAGUUGCUUUAUUAAGGAAUAGCCCAGGCAUCCAGUGUUUAGCACUAAAGCCAUUAAUGUAUUUGUGCCUAACUUUCCAGUGUGACAUGGAGGUGGGGGGUAAAGGUAGACACUGGGUGGACAGGAAUUGGCUGAGCACCAUUAGAGGCUGAUCACUACUAAGUGCGCUCACAAGAAAAGGCCUAAAGUUUCAGACCAUGGGCCCUUAGUUCAUGUAUAGUGGUUACCACGCAGUGCCUGAGGAGGAGUUGAUAUGCAUUUAGUUGGAUGCAGUUUUACNUUUUACUCUCAGAAGGUUGUUUAUAUUCUACUUGCUGAUGUGUUAUCAUUUAUAUUUUUAUACUGGGUAAUCCUUUUCUGAGUUCUUUCACUUGUAUAAUCCUCGUGAGACAGUACAUGCUUUGCUCUGGUAUAGUCAGUUGCCUUCUUGGCAAAACCAACCUGGAAUUGCUAAAAUGACAGAAAGGCCAGGUCAGGGUCAGAGAGACCAGAAUUGACACUACAAGGCUGGCACUAUCGCUGUUCAAAGCCUGGUCCCAGUCAAGACUGAAUUUUGUUUUGUUUUGUUUUGUUUUGUUUUGUUUUGUUUUGUUUUGUUUUGUUUCGAGACAGGGUUUCUCUG
Molecule: messenger RNA, 4270 nt
Organism: Mus pahari (shrew mouse)
Lineage: Eukaryota; Metazoa; Chordata; Mammalia; Rodentia; Muridae
Gene: Il6st
Product: interleukin 6 signal transducer
Exons: 13
Coding region: 19-2358 (779 amino acids)
Biological process (GO): cytokine-mediated signaling pathway
Cellular component (GO): external side of plasma membrane; membrane; signaling receptor complex
Molecular function (GO): cytokine binding; cytokine receptor activity
Source: RefSeq, a predicted model, not a curated record